Ipomoea triloba (trilobed morning glory) is the source of this 3192-nucleotide messenger RNA. RefSeq names its product potassium transporter 2-like. The coding region runs from base 652 to 3045 and encodes 797 amino acids. Gene Ontology annotation, cellular component: plasma membrane. Gene Ontology annotation, biological process: potassium ion transmembrane transport. NCBI's taxonomy places the organism in Eukaryota, Viridiplantae, Streptophyta, Magnoliopsida, Solanales, Convolvulaceae. Gene Ontology annotation, molecular function: potassium ion transmembrane transporter activity. The record is from RefSeq and is a predicted model, not a curated record. The transcript is spliced from 10 exons.
AGAGAGGUGAAAACUUUGAAAGAGAAAGGGACCAGCUACCAGAAGUGGUUGAAGACAGAAAGGGUCCAUGUUCUAAUCAGGCAAUCACGUGGGGUUGCCUCUAUAAAACAACAAAAUCUACUCCCCUCCUGCAACUUCCUCAAUCCUAAAACCAUUAUAUUGCCCACCCUUUUUUCCACUUUUCAGCUUUCCAAUCACGUUUCUUGAUUUCCUCUCCAUCACCAUCGCCAUUUUUUGCAGCUAGGGUGGGUGCUAGCUAGUGUGCUACUACUGCCUAAAAGGAGCAUCAAGAUUCUGCCUCUCUGAGUUUCUGGCAAACUAUCAACAUCCCACCACAAAUUUAUCAGCUUUAACCCAAAUGCUGUAUAGUGUUUUCAUAAUGAGAGAACAGGAUGAGUAAAGAUUAGAUUUUGUGCAAUUCGUCGGGUUUCUCGAGCUGAGUUUUUACUUUUGUUUGUCAAGAUCAAAGGCUGCUGAAUAGCAAAGAUGCAAGUGUGCCAUGUGAGGGCUUUCUUUUUUGUCGUCUGAUGCUGCUGCUCUGUCGUAUUCAGCCACGAAAAUAUCAUUCGUUUGUAUAUAAAAGCAGCAUAAUCAGCUCAAAGUUCCAUCAAAACUGAUUAAAUCAGUGCAGGAAUCUGGGGGAAAAAAAACAUGGAUCUUGAGAAUGGCAAGUGUUGGGACACUGCAAAGAAGAGUUCAUGGAAGACGACGUUGAUUCUAGCAUACCAAAGCCUCGGGGUGGUGUAUGGGGAUCUCAGUAUCUCCCCUAUCUAUGUCUACAAGAGCACAUUUGCAGAAGACAUUCAUCACUCGGAGACGAAUGAAGAAAUCUUUGGUGUUCUGUCGUUUGUUUUCUGGACUUUAACUCUUGUCCCUCUAUUCAAGUAUGUGUUUAUAGUGCUUCGAGCUGACGAUAAUGGAGAGGGUGGCACUUUUGCACUGUAUUCUCUGAUAUGCAGGCAUGCCAAAGUUAGCCUUCUCCCAAACCGACAGAUUUCUGAUGAGGCUCUUUCCACUUAUAAACUCGAGCCCCCACCCGAGGCCAAGAACAGCUCGAAGGUGAAAAUGGUGCUCGAAAAGCACAGAUCACUGCACACUGCACUGCUAAUCUUGGUUCUGCUUGGCACUUGUAUGGUCAUCGGAGAUGGACUGCUUACUCCAGCCAUAUCGGUUUUCUCUGCAGUUUCUGGCCUCGAGUUAUCCAUGUCUAAAGAUCACCACCAGUAUGCUGUGAUUCCUAUUACCUGUGUCAUCCUAGUAUGCCUGUUCGCGUUACAACAUUAUGGGACUCAUCGAAUUGGUUUUGCUUUCGCCCCGGUUGUGCUUACUUGGCUGCUCUGCAUCAGUGCUCUUGGAUUGUAUAACAUCUUCCACUGGAAUCCCCAUAUAUACAAGGCUCUUUCCCCUUAUUACAUGGUUAAGUUCUUGAAGAAGACUAGACAAAGAGGGUGGAUGUCAUUGGGAGGAAUUCUUCUCUGCAUUACUGGAUCUGAAGCAAUGUUUGCUGAUCUUGGUCACUUCUCAUAUGCUGCAAUUCAGAUUGCUUUCACCUUUCUGGUUUAUCCAGCACUGAUCUUAGCAUACAUGGGCCAAGCAGCUUUUCUAUCAAGGCAUCAUCACACCAUUCACCAGAUUGGUUUCUAUGUAUCAGUUCCAGAAAGCGUGAGGUGGCCGGUGCUUGUCGUCGCCAUUCUGGCGUCGGUCGUCGGCAGUCAGGCAAUCAUCAGUGGAACAUUCUCAAUCAUCAACCAGAGCCAAUCCCUAGGUUGUUUCCCAAGAGUCAAGGUGGUUCACACCUCUGAUGAAAUACAUGGGCAGGUUUACAUCCCAGAGAUCAACUGGAUACUAAUGAUCCUUUGUGUUGCUGUGACCAUUGGAUUUAGAGACACAAAGCACAUGGGGAAUGCAUCAGGAUUAGCAGUGAUGGCAGUGAUGCUGGUGACUACAUGCCUCACUUCACUAGUCAUCAUCCUCUGCUGGCACAAACCUCCCAUCCUCGCUCUCUGCUUCCUCCUCCUCUUCGGCUCCAUCGAGCUUCUCUACUUCGCCGCCUCCCUCAUCAAGUUCCUCGAAGGCGCCUGGCUCCCCAUCCUCCUCUCCCUCUUCCUCCUCACCGUCAUGUUCGUCUGGCACUACGCCACCAUCAAAAAAUACGAAUUCGAUCUCCAGAACAAAGUCUCCCUCGAAUGGCUCCUCGCCCUAGGCCCCAGCCUCGGCAUUUCUCGAGUCCCCGGAAUCGGCCUGGUUUUCACCGAUCUCACCUCCGGAAUUCCCGCUAACUUUUCCCGGUUCGUAACUAACCUCCCCGCUUUUCACGGAAUUCUGGUAUUCGUCUGUAUUAAAUCGGUUCCGGUCCCGUUUGUCCCGCCCGCGGAACGGUAUCUGGUCGGACGGGUGGGCCCCGCGUCUCACCGCUCGUAUCGGUGUAUUGUCCGGUACGGCUACCGGGAUGUUCACCAGGACGUGGAUUCAUUCGAAUCGGAGCUUGUGAGUAUUCUCGCGGAUUUUAUCCGCUACGAUUGGUACAAAUCUCACGGCGUCAUCGACGACGUCGACGGCGACGCGCCAGCCGGCGCGUCGCCGGCGGAAUACCAGCUGGCCGUGAUCGGAACCGUCGCGCUCUCCAGAUCGCCGGCGUUCGACGCCGACGACGAAAGCGUACAGCCGGCGAGCGUUUCCGCGGGGUUCCCCACGGUGGAGAGCGUGACGGAGAUGUUGCCGCCGCCGCCGCCUGCGGCGGCGGCGUCGGGGAAACGAGUUAGGUUUGCGGUGGACGAGGAAUCUGCUUCGGAGGUGGAUUCGCGGUCGGAAAUGGAGAUUCAGAUGCAAUCGGAGCUGGAAGAGCUUUACGCGGCGCAACAGGCGGGCAUAGCAUUCAUUCUCGGACAUUCGCACGUGAGAACGAAACAAGGAUCGUCUCUUUUCAAACGAUUGGCCAUUAAUUUCGGGUAUAAUUUUCUGAGGAGGAAUUGCAGGGGCACAGAUGUGUCGUUGAAGGUCCCGCCGGCGUCUCUUCUUGAAGUUGGGAUGGUUUAUGUUGUUUGAACUUUGAAUACUAAAGAUGAAAUGUGGUUCUUUGUUUUGAGUGUUAAAGAGAAUAGUGAUACACUAGUAUAGUGCCCGUGCAUAUAAAAAUUGUUAAACUUAUUGCCCAAUUGUAUGCAAUAAUAAUAAUUUAAAUUAUUAUAUUCA